Messenger RNA from Trypanosoma conorhini, 1356 nucleotides. Its product is annotated as Basic immunoglobulin-like variable motif-containing protein. NCBI's taxonomy places the organism in Eukaryota, Euglenozoa, Kinetoplastea, Trypanosomatida, Trypanosomatidae. Bases 1 to 1356 code for a protein of 451 amino acids. The transcript has a single exon. Gene Ontology annotation, molecular function: DNA endonuclease activity; single-stranded DNA binding. The record is from RefSeq and is a predicted model, not a curated record. Gene Ontology annotation, biological process: nucleotide-excision repair. Gene Ontology annotation, cellular component: nucleus.
AUGGAGAUGCCGCCGGCGUCAGCGUCGCCCACCGCAGGGGACAAUGCCGAGCCAAACCCGCCGCGUGGCGGUGAGGCGUGGGCCAUAGACUUUUCACUCCCAAAUAUGCGGCGCAAGAUCACGCGGAGGGAACGAGACGCGGUCGUCUCCAGCCGCAUACGGCGGCAAAUACAGCAGCUGCAGCAGUUCCAAUUGGGGGCGGAGAGGGCGGGCGAGGGGCAGCCGCUGCGCCUCGGGCAGGCGGCUGACAGCGAAGGCAACCGACAGCUGCAGGUGGUAACCGUUGAUGACAUGGCGGACCUUAGUGGUCUGAUCCCACGCGACCUCACCUCCACCCGCGGGGAGCUUGAGGAGCGUCUCUGCCUGCGCCUCCCGCGCCUGCUCACCGUGGCAAAGCAGUACCCAAGGAGCUGCGGUGUGACCUCGCUGGCGUCUAUAUGGAACUACUUGUACACACGCCUCGGCGAGGCCGCGGUGGGUGCCGCUCGCGGACCCGUGGCGCAGGAGGAAAUCAUGUCCAUCCUCGGCUUCGCCCCGCCGUUUGAUGAGAUCUCGUGGGGUCCGUUUACCGGCAACGGGACCCUCAUCCGGUGGUUUCAUGCCAUCAACCGCCACUUUGGCGUCAAGGGACGGGCGUACAUAUUAUACAAGCCGCAGGGGAAGUGUCGCACCAGCUGCACCGCAGAGGAGGCGCUGCGGGAGCUGAAGCGCGUCCUGCGCGACCCACACGCCGCGGUGGUGUACCACUGCCACAACCACUACAUGGUGCCUAUUGGCUACCAGGAGAUUCCGCUGGCGCAGACCGACUUUUACGCCCCACAAGUGCCCGAGUCGCACACAGAGACGACGGUCUUCAUCGGUGAGGUGAGCCGUGGCCGGCACGAGGCAAUGUACGCGCGAAAGUGGAGCGAAAUUGUGAAGGAUCUCAUGUGCCGCUCCCCGCAGUUCUACAACAUCCGCCGGCCGGAGCUGGGAGUACAGACACGCGUGCCAAAGAAGAAGAAGAGCGAGGCGGUGGGCGACGACGAGGCGGCAGUGGUCCCGGUGGAGCAGGCAGAGCAGGACGGCAAUCCACCCUUCAGCCCGUUGCCUCCCCCAGCGACGCCUCCUGCGGAGGAGACGGCCGCGACGGCUGUGGGCGGCGGUAGCGCGACGCCGCCCGUCGUGGCGGGUGCCGCGAAAAGGAAAAAGACGGGAGGGGGCAACCUGCACUGCCUGAUAUGCUUCCGCAGCGACGAGGUGGAGGAGCACCCGGAGCGCUACGAGGAGCUCUCCUCGGCCUCAAGCAGAAGCCGCAGCGACAGCGACAGCGACGAAAACGAGUACCCGGCGGUCGCAGAUGUACAGCCGAUGUGA